AUGUCUUUCUCAUCGGAAAUAUUCAACAAAAAGCUUUCCGGACUUUCGGAGACUCAGGACUCCAUUGUGACCAUUUCUCAAUGGAUUCUCUUCCACCAUAGGCACUCCAAGGAUUCUGCAAGAUACUGGUCGGAGUACAUAUUGAACCUCUCGUCGAGCACAUCGUCGUCGUCGAAGAAAUUAUCGCUCUUAUACUUGUGCAAUGACGUUGUGCAACAGGCAAGACAUAAGAGAAAGCCGGAAUUUAUCCGCAAUUUCGCCGAAGUGUUGCCAAACGUCUUCAACAAGGUGUACAAGACGGUCUCGGAUCUGGUGAAGCCCAAGGUCACCAGGUUGAUUGAUGUCUGGGAACAGAGAUCUGUUUUCACGAGGGAUGAAAUCAAACUGAUGAAGAGAGCUGUGGAAUUAAGUAAGAAUAACAAGAAUAUCGAAGACUACGACGAUGCUGAGGGCACUGGCCUGGGAAAGAGCGGCUCCAACAACUCCUCCUCGGGUGGAGCAGACAUUGCCCCCGAGUUGGCUCAUUUGAACGACUCGUUGGUCCAUCUCAACACCUUGAACCUGUCAAAUCAGUCCAUUCUUCAACAAAUGACCAUACAGUCGAAAACCUAUCUUCCUAGUGACCCCUCGGCUUCCGAUAACUUACCCUCGCCCAAGAUCUAUAUAUCGAAGUUAAACAUAUUGGAGAAGUUCUGUAACUUGGCCACUACAAACCUUUCGAGCAUUAAGAACGAAAGGCAACUGCUCUUGAAGCAGUUGGAGAGCCUUACCACGAUAGUAAGUAGCGGAAUCAAGUCAGAUGAUGCGAAGUUGGAACUUGUUCAAACCACGUUAGCUAAGCUCAAGGAAACCAUGAGUGAGUUGGAGGAAAUGAUUGAGCCAGAAGAGCCCUCUCCCGCCUACGACGAUGAACCCAUUAGAAAGAACUCAAAAUCUGAUAUCAGCAAUGCGGAAGACGAUGACGACGACAUGAUUCCAACCUACGAAAACAGCGAUGACGAGGCUGAUGACGAUAACGAAAACAAAAGUAAUAGCAACAACCACAGCAAUAGUAAUGAUAGUAACAAUAAUAAUGGUAAUGGUAAUAAUGCAGAUGACGACGAGGAUGACUACGAGCCUGCGAUUAAAAGGCAUAAGCCAUCCAGGUCUCCAUCCAUUUCAUCUGGUGCUUCCACCCCAUCUCACAAGAAGUCUGUGGCAUUCUCGGAAGAUAUAGAAAUCAAGGAAUAUGAAAGAGAAGAAAGAACUGAUCUCAUACAAAUCCUUAAGAGUGACGAUGAGCACUCGGAAGAAGAGCCGUAUAAUACUGAUGAUAUCUACAAUACUGAUGAACCUUCGGAAGAGUUCGAAAAACACCAUAAGGAUGACUUGGAGCUCAAGCACGAACAUGAUGCAGAAAGCGGCGACGAGUACGAGCCUUCUGCACCAGAUAAUGAUACUCAAAAUGACGUACUAAGUAUAUUGUCCAAGUUGGGUUAG
Messenger RNA from Dujonia railenensis, 1479 nucleotides. The record is from the annotation of a GenBank genome assembly. NCBI's taxonomy places the organism in Eukaryota, Fungi, Ascomycota, Pichiomycetes, Serinales, Debaryomycetaceae.